UGUGUUGCAGGACCAGAGGGCUGCAACCUCUUCAUCUACCAUCUACCGCAGGAAUUUGGCGACAACGAGCUCAUGCAGAUGUUCCUUCCGUUUGGCACAGUCAUCUCCUCCAAGGUCUUCAUGGACAGAGCCACCAACCAGAGCAAAUGUUUUGGCUUCGUGAGCUUCGACAACCCAGCAAGUGCACAGGCUGCUAUCCAGGCCAUGAACGGCUUUCAGAUCGGCAUGAAGAGGUUGAAAGUGCCAUUUAGAUUUGAAGAGUGA
Molecule: messenger RNA, 264 nt
Organism: Sinocyclocheilus rhinocerous
Lineage: Eukaryota; Metazoa; Chordata; Actinopteri; Cypriniformes; Cyprinidae
Product: CUGBP Elav-like family member 5
Exons: 3
Cellular component (GO): nucleus
Molecular function (GO): mRNA binding
Source: RefSeq, a predicted model, not a curated record